Hibiscus syriacus is the source of this 855-nucleotide messenger RNA. RefSeq names its product thioredoxin Y1, chloroplastic-like. Lineage: Eukaryota; Viridiplantae; Streptophyta; Magnoliopsida; Malvales; Malvaceae. Gene Ontology annotation, cellular component: cytoplasm. The transcript is spliced from 4 exons. Gene Ontology annotation, molecular function: protein-disulfide reductase activity; oxidoreductase activity, acting on a sulfur group of donors, disulfide as acceptor. The record is from RefSeq and is a predicted model, not a curated record. Bases 99 to 608 code for a protein of 169 amino acids.
UUUCCCUUCCGGAUUAAAAAUCUACACCCAAACAGCAGAUAAGCUAAGCUUUUGACAUUUUCUGGAAUUGGAAAUCGGAUUCUUCAAAUUACGGGAAAAUGUCGAUCUCACUUUCCGCAUCAGCAACUGUUCAUGCACUGAAUCGACGAAGCUCAACUGGUUUCUCCGUCUCCCCUUAUUAUUGUUCUUUCAACCUAUCUUUUUCGUCUUCUCUUCGAUUUCAACCCAUUCGAUUCGUUAAUGGAUCAGUUUCCUCUCGCUAUCGUCCUCUGCAAGUUCAAGCAAAGAAGGAAACAUUUAAAUCCUUUGAUGAUUUGUUGGCGAAUUCCAAGAAGCCUGUAUUGGUUGACUUCUAUGCAACCUGGUGUGGACCUUGUCAAUUCAUGGUUCCGGUCCUUGAGGAAGUUAGUGCCACUCUGAAUGAUAAGAUUCGAUUUGUGAAAAUCGACACCGAGAAGUACCCAAGUAUUGCUGAUAAAUAUGAGAUACAAGGAUUGCCUACUUUCAUCCUAUUUAAAGAUGGGAAGCCUUUUGAUCGUUUUGAGGGUGCCUUGGGUUCUGAUCAGCUCAUUCAACGCAUUGAAACUUCGUUCAGUGUAAAGCAAUAGCACCGAUGAGCUUUGGAUAAGAGAUUUGUUCCCCUUCACUUGGGUGUAUGCAGACUGGGAGACCCUCAUUUGAAUCACUUCCUCAUCCGAGCCAGCCCCUUGUUCUAAUGUUUAUUUCUGCCGCUCAGGAUUUCAACGUUUGAUGUUAAAGAUACCGGAUUGGAGUAUUGUAACUGGUGAUGAACUCUCAAUUUAAUCAACAUACCUUUUCUUUUAAAUUUGUCAUAUAGAUGAUUGUGUUUGUAUG